This is a messenger RNA of Saccostrea echinata, 1117 nucleotides long. RefSeq lists its product as uncharacterized. Gene Ontology annotation, molecular function: protein binding; ubiquitin protein ligase activity. The record is from RefSeq and is a predicted model, not a curated record. Gene Ontology annotation, biological process: proteasome-mediated ubiquitin-dependent protein catabolic process; protein polyubiquitination. The transcript has a single exon. The coding region runs from base 31 to 1047 and encodes 338 amino acids. NCBI's taxonomy places the organism in Eukaryota, Metazoa, Mollusca, Bivalvia, Ostreida, Ostreidae.
CCGCACAAACUCCCAGGAGAACUUACUAAAAUGUUUGGAGUCUUAUCUGCAAGUUCCGUAACAUAUGAACAUGGUUACUGCAUGAAGACAUCACAGAAAUCACCAGAAGCGGGAUCCUCUCUUCCAGUCAAACAGCUGCUUGAUCAACCAGAGACUGUCACCACCAUAGACACUGGGUAUACGUACCUUUACAAUGUAGCCUGUCUGAGUGAUGAAGAAAUUUGGACAAAGGGAGAUAACAACACCAUGAAACUCUACAACAUCAAUCAAGGAUCACUACUCUCACUCAGGAAUCUCUUUAAUUUUAAUAUUAUUCGGGGAUCACGACUUAAAUCCAUCACAACGAAAUCCGGGUACAAACCAACAGAUAUAGCAGUGACAAAAAGUGGAGAUCUAGUUUAUACGGAUUACACUGAUAGAACUGUAAGCAUUUUAAGGAAAGAGAAGAUAGAGGAGGUGAUCAGACUACAGAACUGGAGACCUUACAGUGUCUGUAGUACCUACUCAACUGAGUUACUGGUUCUCAUAGACAGUGAUGAUUACAGCGAAUCAAAAGUUGUCCGUUAUUCUGGCUCCACAGAGAAACAAACCAUUCAGUUCGAUGAUCAGGGUAAAACUCUCUAUUCAUCUGGCGGUUAUUACAGAUACAUUACUGAGAACAAGAACCUGGAUAUCUGUGUGACUGACUAUAGAGCUGAAGCAGUAGUGGUGGUCAACCAGACCGGGAAACUGAGAUUCAGGUACACUGGACAUACUCCUGCUCCAAAGAACAAACCAUUCAGUCCACGAGGAAUCACCACAGACAGUCAGAGUCACAUCCUUACAGCUGAUUAUAACAAUGAAUGUGUCCACAUCAUAGACCAGGAUGGACAGUUCCUCCGUUACAUAGACUGUGAACUGAAUGGACCCUGGGGAAUAUGCACAGAUACAAAUGACAAUCUGUUUGUUGCCCAGUGUAUGUACAGACAAGUAAAGAAAAUAAAAUAUCUGCAUGAAAUAUAUGAGUGUGUUAAAUUAAAUAUAAGUAAACAGUACACUGUGCAAUAAUACUGAUAUAUUAGUAUGCUGUAGUAUGGACAUUUGCAAUAUUUCAAUUGUGUUAUCUUUAAAUUCAUUG